UGGUGGGCCGGGGGCACCCCGGGGAGGAGCCGCGCCGAGCCCGCGGCCCCCCGCAGCGCGUCACGCGGGAGCGGGAGCAAGAGGUGCCAGGCGGGCGCUCGCCCCGGAGCCGCGCGGAGGAGACGUGGGAAGGCUGCGCUGCGCUGCAUCACAUUACCCGGGCGGGAGGGCUCCGAGCUUCUAAGUACGGGCAGUCCUUGGAUUUACGACACAGUACGUUCUUGAAAACCGCGUCUUAAGUUGAAACGUUGUAACUCGGAACCAAUUUUUUCAUAAGAAACAAUGUUAUAAAUGGGGGAUUGGUUCCUGUACCAAGGCCCGAUACCCUAUUUUCACCAAAAAUACCCCAGAAUUUUGUACUCGAUAUAUUACUCAUCUAUAAUUGAGCUACAUUAAUGUAUUGUAAAAAGCAGUCACAUUGAUUUGGAAGGACUUCUUUGAGGUGACUUUGCUGGACUUUUUGAAAGGCUCUCAUUUGGACUUUUUGAAGGGUUUUUGGAUGGAGUCUUUUCAGGAGUCUUGCCUGCAGGUUUUUCUGAAGUCUUGUCUGCUUUGUUAAAGGAAGUGUCCAAGGAAGUUUGGACAGAUGUUCUCCAGGGAGAUGAGCGACACAGUGAACUUGUUCAUUGGCGCGGCGUUGCAUCAGAUCAAGCAUUAAAAAAAAAUAAAGGUGGUGCAGAGCAGAGUGGAAUUGCUUAUAACUUAUAUUAGGAGGAAGAAAGGUCUGGAAAAAGAAAUCAUGGCUUCGGAUGCAAGUCACAUGCUGGAAGCGGCCCUUGAGCAGAUGGAUGGCAUUAUUGCAGGUACUAGGGCAGCUGCAGAGUACACAAAUGGUAUCUAUGACAUUAUGUCACCCGCUCCAUCAGUAUAUUUGGGAACAUUCCAAAUUCUGCAUCUCCUAGAAGACCUGAAGAUGGCACUAGAAAUGUUAGAGGACCCUCAAGAGAAAGAAUUAUUAAGGAAUCAGAUACCAGGGGCCACAGCAGCAUGCAUACGGGAAUGGCUGGAAGAUAAUUUGUCUCAGGUGAAUCAUCAUUCUUCAGCUAAUAAUGAAACCUAUCAAGAACGAUUGGCACGAUUAGAAGGUGAUAAAGAAUCCCUCAUAUUGCAGGUGAGUGUCCUCACAGACCAGGUGGAAGCUCAAGGAGAGAAAAUUCGGGACCUAGAAGUCUGUCUUGAGGGACAUCAGCUGAAACUUAAUGCUACUGAAGAAAUGCUUCAACAGGAGCUGCUAAGCCGGACAUCGCUAGAGACUCAGAAACUAGAUCUAAUGGGAGAAGUUUCGGACCUGAAGAUAAAGCUGGUUGGUAUGGAGAAGGAACAGAUUGAAUAUGAAGAGAAGCAGAACAAAGCUGAGAGCCUGCUACAGGAACUCAAACAUCUCAAAGGAAAAGUGGAAGAGCUGGAAAAUGAAAGAACCCAAUAUGAAUGGAAAUUAAAAGCGACCAAAGCUGAAAUUGCCCAGCUUCAAGAGCAGCUGGCUCUCAAAGAUGCGGAAAUUGAACGUUUACAGAGUCAGCUCGCUAGGACGUCAGCACACAAUGAGAUUGCAGAAAGAGAGGAAGUUUAUAGGAGAAGGCUAAAAGAGAAACAUCAAGAAGUCCAACGACUGAAGAUAGGAAUGGAAUCGUUACUGGUGGCAAAUGAAGAAAAGGACCGUCGAAUAGAGGAGUUAACAGUGUUGCUUAGCCAGUACAGAAGGGUGAAGGAGAUAAUGAUAGCAGUCCAUGGCUCGUCAGACAGAGUUCUGUCUGGUGGUAAUGAAGAGGAACUUGAAACAAGCUUGAGGAAGUGGAAUCCUGUGACUAAACCCCAAGGAGAACUACUUAAAACAGAGGUACCUCCGACAGACGUGUCAUCAACUCUGGUGUCGCCAGUAACAAAAAAAGCUUUGGAAAUCAGUGGAAGUAUUCCAGUUCCUUCAAAUAACCUAAUUUCUCCACAUGAGGAAUCUUCAGAAAUCAGAAGUAGGGUUCCACAGAAAAAACUGUCAAGUAGUCUAGAGGACUUGCAGAGUGAAUCCCUGGAAAAGCAUGUAGACGGCAAGCCAGUAGACCCUGGUGUAGAACAAGAGAAUAAGCCACAUGUGAAAAGUAGCAAAUAUCAGACCUUACCUGGGAAGCUGUUUCGACCCACACCUAAUGGAGAUCAUGGAGUUUACAAUACAUCCACUUCCCCAAAUGUACUUGGAACGAACGAUAAUGAGGAUAGCAGCACAAUGAGCCUGAGAGAAAUGGAGAAUGAAGAUGGUACAAUAGCUUCAGACGAUCUUUCACCCCUCUGUUCUGGAACAGACACAGGUCCACAGUCUUCAUUAUCUCCAGACUGUAAAAGGAACCCAAAAGGCAUCAAGAAAAUCUGGGGAAAAAUAAGAAGAACUCAGUCGGGUAACUUCCCUGCAGAUGAUCUGGGCUUGGCUGAGUUCCGUAGAGGAGGUCUCCGUGCGACAGCUGGACCUCGACUAUCAAGAUCAAAAGAAACAAAGGGGCAGAAGAGUGACACCAAUGCACCCUUUGCCCAAUGGAGUACUGAAAGGGUUUGCAACUGGCUUGAGGACUUUGGUCUUGGUCAAUAUGUUAUUUUUGCCCGGCAGUGGGUGAGCUCUGGCCACACACUUUUAACGGCAACACCUCAGGACAUGGAAAAGGAACUAGGAAUAAAGCAUCCUCUGCACAGGAAGAAAUUGGUUUUGGCCAUAAAAUCAAUAAAUUCAAAACAAGAUGAUAAGUCUGCUCAGCUGGAUCAUAUUUGGGUGACACGAUGGCUUGAUGAUAUUGGCUUACCUCAGUACAAAGAUCAGUUUCAUGAAUCCAGAGUGGAUGGGAGAAUGCUUCAGUACUUAACUGUGAAUGACCUUCUCUUUCUGAAAGUCACCAGCCAGCUGCAUCAUCUCAGUAUUAAAUGUGCCAUUCAUGUGCUGCAUGUCAACAAUUUCAAUCCCCACUGCCUACGUAGGAGGCCAGUCAAUGAGAACAUUUCACCUUCAGAAGUAGUUCAGUGGUCCAAUCACAGAGUGAUGGAAUGGCUCAGAUCAGUAGAUCUGGCAGAAUAUGCGCCAAAUCUUCGGGGGAGUGGGGUUCACGGUGGUCUCAUUAUUCUUGAACCUCGCUUCAAUGGCGACACAUUGGCAAUGCUGCUUAACAUUCCACCUCAAAAGACCCUUCUGAGACGCCACUUAACCACUAACUUUAAUGUGCUGAUUGGGCCAGAGGCACAACAAGAAAAAAGGGAAAUAAUGGAAGCCACUGCUUACACGCCUCUCACUACAACUGCUAAAGUUCGGCCAAAGAAACUUGGAUUUUCACAUUUUGGAAACCUAAGAAAAAAGAAAUUUGAUGAAUCUACAGAUUACAUUUGUCCUAUGGAUACAAGUCCAGGUGCAACUAAUGGUACUCAGAAGAGCUAUGGUGGAUACAAAGGACUUAGUCCACUUUCCUCUGAUAAGGAAUUGGACAAACUGGAUCAGGUGGGACAAACAGAGUGAUGUCAUACUCAUCCCUCAUUCUCCUCAUGCAUUCCAAAGCUUGCAAAUAACUUUGUUACCAUAUAACAAAAUAUGUGCUGCAUCCGCAUGACCUCAUUGAGAACAUAUGGGCUAUGGACAUUUUGAAGAGUUUUAUACUGAAAAUGUCACAUUAUCUUUCUAAGUGUAAACCUACCCAUCCAUCUGUAAAUCCUUUUUUCAGAAACACAAAACCUUUACACUUUGAAGAUCAAUGUAUUUUGACUGUACAGUUGAGGGUCAUGGUAAAAACAUUUGGUGUUUUUACUUUUAAUUUUCAUAAUCGAUAAAAUACUGCACAGGUAACUCCUUUUUAUCUUUGUAAGUGGUUUAUGAUGUAAUAAAUUUAUUCAGACUACUUUGUACAGAGCUAUCAGGAGACUUUGUUCUCAAAAACUGGACUGUAUUUUUAAUAGACUUGUUAGUAGAAGAGAGCAGCAGUUUCACUCUUCAUGCAUACAUACAUGUAUGAAUUAAUUAUGCUUAAGCAGUAUAUGUAAAAGAUGCACCACUAAUGAACACUAUUAUCAUUGAAAUAAUAAAAUAAUACUUGAAUAAGUCUA
Molecule: messenger RNA, 4065 nt
Organism: Alligator mississippiensis (American alligator)
Lineage: Eukaryota; Metazoa; Chordata; Crocodylia; Alligatoridae
Gene: PPFIBP2
Product: PPFIA binding protein 2
Exons: 28
Coding region: 740-3484 (914 amino acids)
Biological process (GO): neuromuscular junction development
Cellular component (GO): presynaptic active zone
Molecular function (GO): protein binding
Source: RefSeq, a predicted model, not a curated record